GGUUGUUAAGAAUAUAAUAGAAUAUUAUAUGAAUUCUAUACUUCUUUUAAAAACCAAUUUUAUGAACAUUUCAGUUAUUAAAAUUCUUUCAUUGUUCACAAUUAUUGAUGGAUACAUAAUCAAUCAAUCUUUACCAAUAAAAAAAAAUAUAAGAGUGGCUAGGAUUGCAAACGGUGAACAAUUUGACCAAUCCUACUAUCCCUAUGUGGUCGGAUUAAAAAUACAAAUCGUUGAUGAAGAAACAUACUGUACCGGUACUUUGGUGUCACCGAGGUUCGUGUUAACAGCUGCUCAUUGUAUCGAGGGGUCAAGUUUCGUAGAGGUGUAUCAAACUGAUCCGCGAAAUGAGGAUGGUGAAAAAAGAGAAGUUAUUGAAUUAUUUAUGCAUUCAUUAUACAAUGAUACAAGUUUUGUGGGUGAUUUGUGUUUGUUAAAGAUAAGCAAGCCAUUUAAAAACAUUACCAGUUACGCAAAUAUUUCCGGAAAUCCCGAACUGUUUGCAAAUGAAACCUCGUUAAAAUGUUUUAUAUUUGGUUGGGGUAAAAACGAAACUGGUUAUCCAAAAUAUAGAGCAAAUUUUGCUUCUGUUUGGGUAAAGUAUGGGCCCAAUGCUUGUGAAGUACCUCCAGACAAUUACUUUAUAAAGGAUAUUGUUGAAAGUACGUGGAAAGAUUUUUUGUGUCCAGUACCCAACAAUCGCAUGGCAUGCAUUGGAGACAGUGGAGGUGCUUUGAUGUGCCAAGGAUUCCUAUUUGGUAUUACCAGUCACGGUUAUAAUUAUUAUCCUGAAAUGGGACAUUUAAAAACGGAAUGCGGCGAUACUCGUGUUCAAACUAGAUAUAUAUUUAUCGUUAUUUAUCGGGACUGGAUUAAUAAUCAUUUACAUGGAACAUCUAGCACAUUAAAGUUCAAUCAUUUAAUGUUUAUUCUGAUUAGUAUUGUAAGGUUUUUAUUAUCGAUAUAAAAUAGUAGUUUUAUAAUAAACUUACAAUUGUCACCAAUACGAAACCUUAUUAUAUAUAUCUACCGUUAAAUUCU
Messenger RNA from Aphis gossypii (cotton aphid), 1038 nucleotides. Its product is annotated as myeloblastin-like. The record is from RefSeq and is a predicted model, not a curated record. The transcript has 4 exons. Gene Ontology annotation, biological process: proteolysis. NCBI's taxonomy places the organism in Eukaryota, Metazoa, Arthropoda, Insecta, Hemiptera, Aphididae. Gene Ontology annotation, molecular function: serine-type endopeptidase activity. The coding region runs from base 29 to 964 and encodes 311 amino acids.